GUGCACAUUCCGGCCUCACCACGUGCAUGUAUGAUAACCCGUAACCAACCAGAGUUUUCAUUCAAAAGCCCGGGAAAUUUAUCAACUUGUGAAGUGACCAGUGGGUUUAUAAAGGACAGGGCUUUAUAGUCGGACAGCUUUCACAGACCGAGCUCAGAAAAAAAGACGAUCAGUGGACGAUAGGACGACUUCGUCGCAGCAGCAAACUUAGAGAGCAAGAUGAAGACCGUUUGUAUCCUUCUUUGCUUCGUUUACAGCGUCUAUGGCCUGUCGUGCGUGUGUGACUACGACAACCUGGCGCAGUUCUGCGGCCCGGCCCCCACCAACUGUCCGGCGGGCACCGUCCGGGACCCGUGCGGCUGCUGCGACGUCUGCGCCAAGGUCCAGGGGGAGCGGUGUGACGGGCCGUACGGGGUGUACGGGACCUGUGCGGCCGGCCUGGUGUGUGAGAAGGACGACACCGACCAGGUCAUCAACGUCAUCGUGGGGCCGCUCGGGGAGGACGGGCGGGUAGGGACGUGCGUCGCCCCCGCUAGUGAUCCAGCCCAGGACGCCCCGACCCAGUGCGAGACACAGCGGCAAGAGUACUCCAUGCUGUACGCUAACAACGCGGCCAUGGCCCUCCAGACGGGCGCCUACAAGCCGACCUGCACGCCCGAAGGUUUCUACGCUCCCGUGCAGUGUGACGGUCUGACCGGGGAGUGCUGGUGCUCCCUGCCGGACGGCACGGAGAUCAAGGGAACCCGCACUCAGCAGGGAGAACCCACCUGCUUCUAAAACUGUCCAGUCCUACGUCGACGCCUGGAAUAGCGGCUGUGCCAAUCUCUGUUAGCACCCCCUCCCUGUGAUUCAACUGAUGUUGUCAUUUAUCGAUGAUGAUGAUAGAACUUCUAUUUCCCCAACUCCCUUGUUUAGAAUAAA
This is a messenger RNA of Branchiostoma belcheri (Belcher's lancelet), 921 nucleotides long. Its product is annotated as thyroglobulin-like. Lineage: Eukaryota; Metazoa; Chordata; Leptocardii; Amphioxiformes; Branchiostomatidae. Gene Ontology annotation, biological process: regulation of signal transduction; regulation of cell growth. The transcript is spliced from 6 exons. Gene Ontology annotation, molecular function: insulin-like growth factor binding. The record is from RefSeq and is a predicted model, not a curated record. Bases 220 to 777 code for a protein of 185 amino acids. Gene Ontology annotation, cellular component: extracellular region.